CCCUCCUUUUCACCAUGUUUUCCUCCCUCCUCUUCACCAUAUUCUCCUCCCUCCUCUUCACCAUCAUCUUCUCCCUCCUCUUCACCAUGUUUUCCUCCCUCCUCUUCACCAUCUUCUCCUCCCUGCUCUUCACCAUUUCACCAUGUUCCUCCCUCCUCUUCACCAUCUUCUCCUCCCUCCUCUUCACCAUCUUCUCCUCCCUCCUCUUCACCAUGUUCUCCUCCCUCCUCUUCACCAUCUCCUCCCUCCUCUUCACCAUGUUCUCCUCCCUCCUCUUCACCAUCUUCUCCUCCCUCCUCUUCACCAUAUCCUCCUCCCUCCUCUUCACCAUGUCCUCCUCCCUCCUCUUCACCAUCUUCUCCUCCCUCCUCUUCACCAUCUUCUCCUCCCUCCUCUUCACCAUCUUCUCCUCCCUCCUCUUCAUCAUCUUCUCCUCCCUCCUCUUCAUCAUCUUCCUCCUCCUCUUCACCAUCUUCUCCUCCCUCCUCUUCACCAUCUUCUCCUCCCUCCUCUUCAUCAUCUUCUCCUCCCUCCUCUUCAUCAUCUUCUCCCUCCACCUGUGCCAGACUUGAGCCAGACCUGUGCCAGACCUGUGCCAGACCUGAGCCAGACCUGAGCCAGACCUGUGCCAGACCUGAGCCAGACCUGAGCCAGACCUGUGCCAGACCUGUGCCAGACCUGAGCCAGGCCUGUGCCAGACCUGAGCCAGGCCUGUGCCAGACUUGA
This is a messenger RNA of Oncorhynchus keta (chum salmon), 726 nucleotides long. RefSeq names its product putative protein TPRXL. The transcript has 3 exons. The record is from RefSeq and is a predicted model, not a curated record. Lineage: Eukaryota; Metazoa; Chordata; Actinopteri; Salmoniformes; Salmonidae. The annotation marks the transcript as partial.